Messenger RNA from Zea mays, 791 nucleotides. Its product is annotated as ferredoxin. Gene Ontology annotation, biological process: electron transport chain. Gene Ontology annotation, molecular function: electron transfer activity; 2 iron, 2 sulfur cluster binding. Bases 161 to 628 code for a protein of 155 amino acids. The record is from RefSeq and is a predicted model, not a curated record. Lineage: Eukaryota; Viridiplantae; Streptophyta; Magnoliopsida; Poales; Poaceae. The transcript has a single exon.
CCAGCGUCGCCCAUAAAUCGCCGGCAGCUAGCCGCGUCGUCCAUGGUUCCCUAGCCAACUAUAGCUGCUAAUAGCUGUAGCUGUACUUGUGUAGCCGAGAGACUCCAUUAUAUUAUAUUGCUCGAUCUCUCCAUCUGAACGUACACACAGUCCAACACACAUGGCCGCCGCCGCCGCCGCCCUGGUGAGCAGCAACAGCCUCCGCGCCCCGGCGGCCUUCUCCGUCGUCGUCCGCGCGGCCUCCCGGCCGGCGCCUGUCGUCGCAGUAGUGACGCCGCUGCCCGCGGCCAAGGCGGCCGCCGCCCGCGGCGCCAGGCUGCGCGCGCAGGCCACCCACAACGUCAAGCUCAUCACGCCGGACGGGGAGGUACAGCUCAAGAUGCCCGGCGACGUCUACAUCCUGGACCAUGCCGAGGAACGAGGGUUGGACCUGCCCUACUCCUGCCGCGCCGGCGCCUGCUCCUCCUGCGUCGGCAAGAUCGUCUCCGGCUCCGUCAACCAGUUCGACCAGAGCUUCCUCGACGACGACCAGGUCGCCGAGGGCUUUGUGCUCACCUGCAUCGCCUACCCCACCUCGGACCUCGUCAUCCAGACGCACAAGGAGGAUGCACUCGUCGAGUCGUACUAGUAUAGUCAGCAAUUAAUGCACCACGUACGCACGCUCUCCUUGCAUUGCAUGCAUGUAAUAAUAAUAAUAACGACGCCGCCAUGUAAUAAUAACUAACUAUACAUGGUCCUCAUGCGUAUGCAUACCAGAUGUAUGAGAGCAGUAUAACAACAUGCCGACUAAA